Harpegnathos saltator (Jerdon's jumping ant) is the source of this 6782-nucleotide messenger RNA. RefSeq names its product flotillin-2 (gene Flo2). Lineage: Eukaryota; Metazoa; Arthropoda; Insecta; Hymenoptera; Formicidae. Gene Ontology annotation, molecular function: protease binding. The coding region runs from base 475 to 1749 and encodes 424 amino acids. The transcript has 8 exons. Gene Ontology annotation, biological process: protein localization to plasma membrane; regulation of myoblast differentiation. Gene Ontology annotation, cellular component: flotillin complex; plasma membrane; cytoplasmic vesicle. The record is from RefSeq and is a predicted model, not a curated record.
AUUUGCACGCGAUUAUCGUACCUGUUGAAUGGCAAGUUUUUCUUUUUCACGUUUCACGAGCAUUUCACGCACGAAGCGGUAAGCGCACCUAGACGGAUACACGAAAAUGCCCGGCUAGGGACUUUUCAGUUAGUAAUCCGCGAGUGAUUUCGGGCAGUGGCCGCUGCUGACAUCGUAACCUUGCGACCGACGAUUAACGCGGCUCGCUGCAUGUUAUUAAUGAUUAACCGGGCGUUUUAAAACAAUUGCCAUAUUAUUAUUACGUCAUCGUGCGUCGCGACGCGUUUGUGUAUGCUCUCAGUGUUAUCGAUAGUUGCAUUGUGCCGCCGUUUUUUCGAGCCGUACCGGUUCCCCGUAGUAGCCGUCGUUAUCGUCGUCGCCGUCACCGUCGCCGUCGUGCCUGUUAACGUCACUGUCCCCGCCUCGUCGUUCGUGCGUCGCUUUGGUUAGGAAGAGAAAUAUUAAUUCCGAACGAUGGGAAACGUCCAUACCUGCGGCCCGAACGAGGCUCUCGUUGUGUCAGGAGGAUGCUGCGGCUCCAUGAGGAAAAGGACCAUCGUGGGCGGUUACGCGUUCACCUGGUGGUUCGUCACCGAUGUGCAACGACUCUCGCUGGAGGUGAUGACCCUGAAUCCGGUGUGCGAGAGCGUGGAGACCGCGCAGGGUGUGCCGCUGACGGUUACCGGGGUGGCGCAGUGCAAGAUCAUGAAGGCCGAUGAGUUGCUGCACACUGCCAGCGAGCAGUUCCUCGGCAAGAGCGUGCAUGAAAUCAAAUCUACGAUCCUGUCCACGUUGGAAGGUCACCUCCGAGCUAUACUAGGAACACUCUCGGUGGAGGAGGUCUACAAGGAUCGAGAUCAAUUCGCAGCCCUGGUGCGGGAGGUCGCCGCGCCGGAUGUCGGUCGCAUGGGCAUCGAGAUCCUCUCGUUCACGAUAAAGGACGUCUACGACGACGUUCAAUAUCUGGCAUCGCUUGGCAAAGCCCAGACGGCCGCCGUCAAGAGAGACGCCGACGUGGGAGUCGCCGAGGCGAAUCGAGACGCCGGAAUUAGGGAGGCUGAGUGCGAGAAAUCGGCGAUGGACAUAAAAUACAACACCGACACCAAGAUAGAGGACAACGCGAGACUCUAUCAGUUGCAGAAAGCCAACUUCGAUCAAGAAGUGAACACAGCGAAAGCCGAGGCGCAGUUGGCUUACGAGCUGCAAGCGGCGAAGAUAAAGCAGCGGAUACGAAACGAAGAAAUACAGAUAGAGGUCGUGGAGAGGCGCAAGCAAAUCGAAGUCGAGGAGCAGGAGGUCCGCCGGAAGGAGCACGAGCUUCAGAGCACGGUGCGGCUGCCGGCCGAGGCCGAGUAUUACAAGAUGGGCCGAGUGGCCGAGGGAAAGAGAACUCAGACGGUGAGCGCGGCGAGAGCCGAGGCUGAGAAGAUCCGGCUGCUCGGAGAAGCCGAGGCUCACGCUCUGGAAGCUGUCGGGAUAUCGGAAGCCGAGCGUAUGCGCAUGAAAGCGGCGGUUUACAAGAAGUACGGGGACGCGGCGGUACUCAACAUCACUCUGAACGCUUUGCCGAAGAUCGCAGCUGAAGUCGCGGCGCCGUUGGCGAGAACGGAAGAGAUCGUGCUUCUCGGUGGCAGCGACACGACCAGCGGAGAACUCACACGUCUCGUAGGGCAAGUACCUCCAGCUGUACAUGCAUUGACUGGAGUAGAUCUUUCCAAAGUAUUAGGAAAAAUACCAGGGGCAAAGUAAUUCCGGAUUCACACGGUGUGAGUUGAGCAGCGACGACCGGGCGAACGAAUUUGGAAACCGGUUUGAGGAAGGGGUGAAAAAUGUGUACUGCCAAAAAUUUCUCCGCUACUCUAUUACCUAGCGACGACACUCUCCGCUUUUUUCUCUUUCCCGAAUUUCGCUCUACCUCAAGUCUAGCCGAAGUAGUAGCGCGCCGCUCGCCAGCGGACACGUGUGUCACUCCUUGUCGGGCGCGUCGGUCCGUAUUCGUGCUGUAUGCGUAUCACUCGAGCGUUCCUUACUUUAAACGAGACGCGCAGCACAGCGCGCGAAUAGCAUUUCGCUGCAUUUCGCUGCAUUUCGUUCAUCUGACGCCAAUUGCAUUGCGAGAUUCAGGCGACUAGCGCGAGCUCCGAUCGCAAUACGUCACACGAACAGCAUCUCGGCGCGCGACGAUUGCCCCGGAUGCAGUUUUGGUGGUUUUCGGUCCAACAGAUUCGUCGUUUUACGUUUAAUCGUUCGCGAAAAUUCACGGCAACAAAAAAGACACUGCCCACGGUCAUGCCUAAGGUAGGAGCGGUUACGAGUAUGUUACAAUGCAACAGCUAUUAUCGGUGGGAUGCAUGAGAGCACGAGCACCUGCCUCGAAAUCAAAGAUAUUGCCAAUUGCGUUUGUUUAUCUUAUCGGAAGGAGUAGAAAGUCGCAAUAAACACCAUUCGUCCGUUCGCAUAAAUAUAUAUUUUUACUACAUAGAAGAGAUGGGUGAUAUUAGAAAAGAGGUUCAACGUGCGAACAAUCAGUAAUGUCUGAACCAAAUUUUGGAUAAUUAUUUCGUAACUGUGUUUGAUAUCAGACAAAGUGUGAUUCAUAGUGUUUAAUAGCACGUAUGAACCUGCUGAUGAAAGAGAGAGAGAGAGAGAGAAAGAGAGAGAGAAAAUGAACGAAUGAGUGAGUGAAUAAGUGAGUGAAUGAGUCUAUUAUUUCAGAAUAAAAAGUCCGUUUAACUUUCGUUGAGUCAUACUGCAUUAUACACGAAAGUUAAAGGACCGUUUUUUUUGAUCAUUGGAAAAUGGAUAAAAUUCAAUGGACCGUAACUUUCGUGAAAAUAAAGAUAAUAAAAUGUUUCGAGAAGCAUUUUCACAGCUUAAAGUGUCGAGUUUUCAGCUUUAUCUUUGAUUAUAAUCCUCGCUUGCUUUUCAAUUAUAUUACGUGGCUAUAAAUUAAAUUCCAUCAAAUAUUGAAAUGUUUCGUAAAAUUUGUCAAUUUGUUUCUCGUAAAUAGAAAGUAAUACACAGGUAGUCUUUAUAUAAUUUGAAAGUGCAAACUUUAUACUUCAGUUUGUGUACAUGUGGCAUGUUCUAAAAUUUUUUAUUACAGAGUUGUUUAAAAUGUUAAAAUCAAAAUCGUCCCUUCGGUUUUGACCGUUCAUACCGAAGGCGAAUAAUUGACACAUGACUUUCGUUUAUAUAUGAAUAGAAAGUUCAAAAUUCUCUGAUUAAACUGUAUUUAUCGCAUUUUUAUAUAAAGAUUUUUAGAUUUCGAUGAUAGAGGUAAUUAGAGAAUGAGAUUGAAAGUUUGACAAACGUCAUUUCCUAUUCAACUUGAUACAUCUUGAUAUAAAAAAGCAGCAACAUUAUGAUUUUAAUGUGCCUAAAAACUAGAGAAUUCAAGCUUUAAAAUGCAUGUCGAACUAUCUUAUUAUCAUCAUUUUUACCAAAGUUACAGCCCGUUUAAUCUUAGCAUUUCAUAUUGUGUGAAAUUUGCCCCGUUUGAGAACAUUGUAUGUAACUGACUUAUUAUUGAGUCGUACGUACUACUCGAUUUCGUUGUUAAGUAUGGUGGCGACUCGUAGCGGAGACUUUGGAACUAAAGGUCACAGUUCAUAUCCAAGGCCGGUAUUCACAGUCGGAUCUUAUAUUCAAGAUCGUCUUAAGUUUAUCUUCGGAUGCUGUACAAAUUAUUUCAUUGGCUACGGCUAUAUCUGAAAGUGAACUUAAGACUGUCUUAAAUAUAAGAUUUGACUAUGAAUACCGGCCCAAGAUACGAACUACACUUUUAAUCUUCCCGAUCACACAGCGACUUAAACUUUUCUGAAAAGCCACGAGGUUCAGUUUUAACAAUUAAUAUCUCGAAAACUAAGCCAAUCCAAUGAAAAAUGCACAACAUAGAUAAAUAAUUUUUCAAUUUAGUUUUACCGUAUUUAAUCGCGUGUUGUCGGUAAGUACGCUUGUCAACUUCCGUCGAAUCUUGAUUGUGUAACGUCAAAUUUAGUUCCAAUGUCUCCGCUACGAGUCGCCACUAUACUUACUUGGGUUUUGACGUAGUGUAACUUUAUUAUAAAACACGCAAAAUUCAACGAGUCGUUCAACUGCUCUGAGAAUAACAAUAACGAAAUGGUUCCAGAAGCAUUUUAAAGCUUGAAGUUUCUACCUUUAUAUAUAUUAAAUUCGCAAUUCUACUGUCGCUUUUUGCUAAGAUGCAGCAAGUUCGAUAAAAAAUAGCGAAAUAGCGAAUCAAUUUUUCCACCACAUCUUUUAUUUCAGUUCGAAAAUUUAUUUUUAUAAAAAAUAUCUGCAUCUUAAAGAGGAAAUUUUCAGCUUCCCUUAAUUAAUUUUAUAACAUCAAGAACAUCAAAUGCCGAUUCGUUCGUCUUCUGUAAACGAUCGAAAAACAGAACAGUUUUUACUUCAACUUUAAAUAACUUUGUGUUAAAAUACCGCGCUGCAAUUUGCUAGAGCGCAAAUUAAAACGAAAAGUUUGUCCUUCCAAAUGAUGUAAGCAACAUUUGUGUAUGAUGACAUGCAACUAGACAAACCUUGCUCAAGAUGUUAAUAUUUUGACGGAUUUUUAUCUAUAUUUGUGUAAUAUCAUAAAAAGAGGAAUGAGCUUUAUAUUCGAAAAUAUACGUGUGAAUUAAAGACUUCAAGCUGAAAAAUGCUUUCUGAACCUGAUUUAGUUACUAUUAUUUUUACGGCAGCACGAGACACGAGAUACGAGAUUUGACCUGCUUUGGAUGAUCGAGAAAAAUAAUUCUUGAAUUUUUACGUGCAAUGCGAUACGAGACUCAAGGAGACUCCUUAUUUCUCAACUAUACACAUCGCCCAUCUCUUCUAUUACAUAUUAAAUAUUAUCUACAUAUUAGAGAAAUACCGCGGUGCACCACAAUUUCCGCACGAAACGGCGUCAUUACGGUAUCGAGAGGGAGAAGAAAAAAUUUGUCGCGGAAGAGAUUCUUCACGAGCUUCCGCUGGAACGGAAAAGCGUUCUAAUGCACAAAAGUGGUGCCGGAUAUCUAUCCAAUGGGAAACAAGCCUACCAAAUCACUGCCGAAACGAAAAUCCUUUCUGCUCCUUCCACACGAUCCUUCAAGUCAUUCAAGUCAUUCGACGUGAUUAUUCAAGUCCGGAGUACAAGCGAUUGAAUCGCAAGGGUGUGAAGCCCCUCUUCUGAACUCUCGGAGAACGAUCGUUAAUGAAUUUAUCAGCAGCGAGUCCAUGCGUUCCACCGGUACGGAGAACGGACAGCCGCUAAUCUCAAUAUCGAAAUUCGAAAUUUAAAUAUAACCAAUGUGAUUAAAGAGUUUCGAUCGUUGUGUUCAACGUAAUUAAGUAAUUUAACAGAGGACGAGGAGGAGAAGGAAAAGUUAGACGUUCAGCCAGCGCGGCUCAGGACGUGCACCAGCUGCCGUCUCGUAGUCUCUGUACAUACUUAUAGUCACGUAUGUAUAAUAUUAAUAGCCAAGAGAAGUUUUUAUCUCCGUGGAAAUAGAAGGAAGGAGGAAGAGUGUGCGCCACACGCGCGGGCGUACUUGGCGAUUUCGCAAGGGAGUACUGAGUUGUGACCGUAUUACAUCAACGCUCGAUAUAACGUUCUCGGUUGACCACACAUCGGAAUUCACGGCACUGAAGCACGCGAGGAGAAGAAAACGAGAAAGUAGAAAGAAAGAAGGGAAGAAGGGAAGAUAAACGCGGUAUUCCAAGCUGGACAAGUGCCAAUAUGUACAUACGAUACGCGUCUCGCCGGGUAGAGGAAAAACGGACGGAAGCACUGGGUGAUCCCGAAUAAAAGUUCGAUAUUAUUUGUAUCGCGUAACUCAUCGGUUACUACAUGCGCGAUUUUAUGAAUCUAAUAUAUACACGGAUAAAUUACCUCAUUCCCCUCUCACCCCCAUUUAUUUUUUAUACGUGUUUAUAUUUUUAUUACGUGAGAGACGAUUAUAGUUCAAAUGCCAUCCUCUUAUGCCAUAUACCGAUUUUAUAGUUCCCACAUUUAUUUUCUUUUAUCGUAAUAUAUAUAUAUAUUUUAGUUUAUCUUAGUUUAUGUACGUAUUAGUUUAUGUAGAAUGCGCACGAAGUGAAUUCCAGAGCGUGCGUGUGUGUAUGUAUGUAUGUGUGUGUAUGUGUAUAUAUAUAUAUAUAUAUAUAUAUAUGUGUGUAUAUAUAUAUACACACACGUAUGUAUAUACACACCGCUUCUUAUUCGUAUCAUCCGUAUCAUUCGCGGUGACACUCAUUAGCGUCAUCGUUUCGUUUGUGAUGAUUAAAUAGCAUUACACGUGAGGAUAUAUACAGCGAUGUAUAUCGCGAUGGGAAGCCGAUAGACACAAGACCGUCAGCCAGAAAAAGAAAAGCAAGUCUUCCCCCCACUGAAGAAGAAAAAAAAAAGAAUAAAAAAUCUUAGCGCAGUAGACCAGUACAAAGGAGAAGGGAGAAGGAAACUUCAAAAAGUCCGCAAAAUAAUAGUGAUAAACCAAUAAGAGAUCUAGAGCAUCUAGUAGAUCGAGUGAAAUUUCUAGGUGUACUACCACCGAGAGAGAGCGCGGAUAUUUUCUAUAAAACAAACGAGCAAAAAAAAAACAUAGUCGCGUCGCGCUGUCCUCAAUCGACGUUGCUUUCGACGAAGCCUCCGAUUAAGAUUACAAAGCAGAUCUGUGUAGGACGAAAAAAAAUGUGCAAAAAAAAAAAGAGAGAAUUAUCGAGAGAUGUUCGAUUUAUUUUUCUUAUGGGGUUCAGCGAGACCCUUCCGAUGAGUAGUCAAUGCGAGAAAGCACGAC